AUGACUGUAGUAAUAGCUGUCUUUGUUUCAGUCAAAGCAGCGUGUGCUGAUGACUGGGAGUACUUCGAUGGAUCAUGUUACCACUUCUCCACUGAUGUGAUGAACUGGACUGAGAGCAGAGAUGCCUGUGUGACUAUGGGAGGACACCUGGUCAUCAUAAACAGUCAACAAGAAUGGGAGUUCCUGAAGACGAAGGGAGAAGGACACUGGAUUGGUUUAACUGAUGUUCAUGAAGAGGACAGCUGGCGCUGGGUGGACAACACACCCCUCACAUACCCAAAGUUUUGGGGAACUAACCAGCCAGAUAACUACGGUGAUGGAGAGGACUGUUGUCAUAAGAGUCCAAAUAUCCACAACCGCUGUGUGCUGCACAACAAGUAA
This is a messenger RNA of Clupea harengus (Atlantic herring), 381 nucleotides long. Its product is annotated as C-type lectin domain family 4 member E-like. Bases 1 to 381 code for a protein of 126 amino acids. The record is from RefSeq and is a predicted model, not a curated record. The transcript is spliced from 5 exons. Lineage: Eukaryota; Metazoa; Chordata; Actinopteri; Clupeiformes; Clupeidae.